This is a messenger RNA of Gastrolobium bilobum, 800 nucleotides long. RefSeq lists its product as uncharacterized. The transcript has 5 exons. Gene Ontology annotation, cellular component: nucleolus; preribosome, small subunit precursor; 90S preribosome. NCBI's taxonomy places the organism in Eukaryota, Viridiplantae, Streptophyta, Magnoliopsida, Fabales, Fabaceae. The record is from RefSeq and is a predicted model, not a curated record. The coding region runs from base 84 to 557 and encodes 157 amino acids. Gene Ontology annotation, biological process: maturation of SSU-rRNA from tricistronic rRNA transcript (SSU-rRNA, 5.8S rRNA, LSU-rRNA).
AACACACAUGUUUUGGAGUUCCUCCUGUUGAGAGCGACAAAACCCUAAAUUUUGGCUCUCCUCAAACCCUAAAUUUUGCAGCAAUGGGCAAGACAAGUACAAGGUCUGAUUCAAAGUCCAACAACAAGUUCGAAAAGAAGCUUCAAUUUUAUUCCAAGGUGAAAGAUGCCGUGGCUUCCUUGAGUGCCCAAAAGUCUAUUACUAAGAAGAAGAACAAACAACAAAGGCGUCAGAACAAAUUGAAAGCAUAUAACCUCUCUUCACUCUUAGAAUCCCUUCCUGAGUUUAAGGAGUCACGAAAACCAGGUCGUGAGGAUGACUUCAAGCUUAAUUGUAAAUCUAGGAAGAAGUUAAUAUUGAAUGAAGGAGAACGGUUGUCUGCUAUUCUUAAGGAUCAUCACUUCCAAGCAGAUCCCCUUUCUGCCAUUCAUCAACACUUACAGAACACACAACCGGUUGUAAAGGAACAACCCAAGAAAAAAGUGAACAAAAAUGGAUCCAAGAAGAAGAAAUCAGAGGCUUCAACCAGACUACAGUCUAUGUCUAUGGAUAUUUAAUGUCCGUGCAGCUGCUAUAAUGUUCUGCUUUUUUCAAGGUCUUUCCAUAAUUCCAUUACUCUUGGAAAACAUUAGAUUACUCUAAUUGUAAAUUAAAAUAUCUUGAAUUUCUAAACUAGUGUCAAUGGUUAUGUCUAUGGUAGUUGAUCACUAAUUGUGAUAUUAGUAUCCAUUGAACAGGCGUGACUGACUUUGUGCUGAGCAUAGCAAUUCCAUAUAGUAACAUAUGAAACCACCUCAUAU